Messenger RNA from Mytilus trossulus (common blue mussel), 855 nucleotides. RefSeq names its product fibropellin-3-like. The record is from RefSeq and is a predicted model, not a curated record. Gene Ontology annotation, molecular function: calcium ion binding. The coding region runs from base 1 to 855 and encodes 284 amino acids. The transcript is spliced from 8 exons. Lineage: Eukaryota; Metazoa; Mollusca; Bivalvia; Mytilida; Mytilidae.
AUGUGUGCCCAAGGUUACGAAGGAAGGAACUGUGAAAUAGAUAUAAAUGAAUGUCUGCCAAAUCCAUGCAAGCACGGCGCUAUAUGUAAGGAUAAAGUGAACGAAUACAGCUGCACGUGUCCCCCAGGUUACAAAGGACAGAAUUGUGAAAUAGAUAUAAAUGAAUGUCUGCUAAAUCCAUGCAAGCACGGUGCUACAUGUAAUGAUAAAGUGAACGAUUACAGCUGCAUGUGUGCCCCAGGUUACAAAGGAAAGAACUGUGAUUCAGAUAUAAAUGAAUGUCUGCCAAAUCCAUGCAAGCACGGCGCUACAUGUAAUGAUAAAGUGAACGAUUACAGCUGCACGUGUCCCCCAGGUUACGAAGGAACGAACUGUGAAAUAGAUAUAAAUGAAUGUCUGCCAAAUCCAUGCAAGCACGGCGCUACAUGUAAUGAUAAAGUGAAUGAUUACAGCUGCAUUUGUGCCCCAGGUUACAAAGGCCAGAAUUGUGAAAUAGAUAUAGAUAAUUGUCUUCUACAUAAAUGCAAGAACGGAGCCACAUGUAAAGAUAAAGUUAAUGGCUACGUCUGUAUCUGUCAAAUUGGUUACACAGGACAGCACUGCGAUACAGAUAUAAAUGAAUGUCUGCUAAAUCCAUGCAAGCACGGUGCUACAUGUAAUGAUAAAGUGAACGAUUACAGCUGCAUGUGUGCCCCAGGUUACAAAGGAAAGAACUGUGAAUUAGAUAUAAAUGAAUGUCUGCCAAAUCCAUGCAAGCACGGCGCUACAUGUAAUGAUAAAGUGAACGAUUACAGCUGCACGUGUCCCCCAGGUUACGAAGGAACGAACUGUGAAAUAGGUAUGAUGUCAGAUUAA